AUGGGAGAGAUGUCGGUAAUACGUGAAAAAAGACAAUGUUCCUGUCAACAGCCAAUGCAAUCUCCAUGUUCCUGUUCACAGACAGCUCAGCCAUCAGUUUCAUGUUCAUGCCAACUAUCAAUUACAAGUGGGACAAAUUCAUGUAAUUGUAAUAAUCAACAAUAUAGUUCACCACAAAUUUCAUCUCAAUGUUUGAAUACUUGUCAAGAUAGUUGUCAAAAUUCAUGUUCUACAAGCUCAUCAGUUCAAAAUACAAAUGGAUGUUCUUCUGCAUGCACAACUUCAUGUAGAAAUGCUUGUGGUCAAAAUACACCACUUUCUAAUCAACAAACAGUUCAAUACAUCUCUAAUGUUGAUAACUCAAAUUGUGUCUCCAACUGUCAAAAUCAAUGUUCACAACAAGCUAAUCCAACAUCAUGUAUUAAUUCAUGCCAAGAUCAAUGCAGCACUUCUUCACAAAUCGGAAUAAUUCCACAAUAUUCUGAUAAUAACUGCCAGACCAACUGUCAAAAUCAAUGUUCACAACAAGCUAAUCCAACAUCAUGUACCAAUUCAUGCCAAAAUCAAUGUAGCACUUCUUCACAAAUCGGAACAAUUCCACAAUAUUCUGAUAAUAACUGUCAGAUCAACUGUCAAAAUCAAUGUUCACAACAGGCUAAUCCAACAUCAUGCAUAAAUUCAUGUCAAAAUCAAUGCAGUACUUCUUCACAAAUUGGAAUAGUUCCGCAAUAUUCUGAUAAUAACUGUCAGACCAUCUGUCAAAAUCAAUGUUUACAACAAGCUAAUCCAACAUCAUGUACUAAUUCAUGCCAAGAUCAAUGCAGCACUUCUUCACAAAUCGGAACAAUUCCACAAUAUUCUGAUAAUAACUGUCAGACCAACUGUCAAAAUCAAUGUUCACAACAAGCUAAUCCAACAUCAUGUACUAAUACAUGCCAAAAUCAAUGUAGUACAUCUUCACAAAUUGGAAUUGUCCCACAAUAUUCUGAUAAUAACUGUCAGACCAACUGUCAAAAUCAAUGUUCACAACAGGCUAAUCCAACAUCAUGUACUAAUUCAUGCCAAUCACAAUGUAAUUCUGGUACCACAAUAAUAUCUAUUUCACAAGGAACAACAAAUAAUUGUCAAUCUAAUUGUCAAAAUCAAUGUCAACAACAGCCAAAUCCAACAUUAUGUACAAAUCAAUGCCAAUCACAAUGUUCUUCUAAUUAUAGUGAUGUUGUAGCACCAUGCCAAUAUACAACAACAGGAAACAAUUGUUCUUGUCCUACAAAUUAUACUCCCUGUAAUAGUGGAAGUACAUGCUGCAAGAAAUAA
Strongyloides ratti is the source of this 1317-nucleotide messenger RNA. RefSeq lists its product as hypothetical. The transcript has 2 exons. The record is from RefSeq and is a predicted model, not a curated record. NCBI's taxonomy places the organism in Eukaryota, Metazoa, Nematoda, Chromadorea, Rhabditida, Strongyloididae. Bases 1 to 1317 code for a protein of 438 amino acids.